Messenger RNA from Cannabis sativa, 1990 nucleotides. RefSeq names its product flavin-containing monooxygenase FMO GS-OX-like 9. The record is from RefSeq and is a predicted model, not a curated record. The transcript is spliced from 7 exons. Lineage: Eukaryota; Viridiplantae; Streptophyta; Magnoliopsida; Rosales; Cannabaceae. Gene Ontology annotation, molecular function: flavin adenine dinucleotide binding; N,N-dimethylaniline monooxygenase activity; NADP binding. Bases 217 to 1653 code for a protein of 478 amino acids.
AACAUCUAUAUAAUUUAUAAAUAAUGCAUUUGACACCCAUAAAUCCUUCACAACCAAUACAACAACAUAACCAAACUAUUUCUCCUUUCUUUUCCCGGCCGUCGUCAGUCUCUACAAAACAAAACAAAAAAUUAUUAUUAACUUCACCAACCAAACAAUUAAUCUAUUUCCAAUAUAGAUCUCUCGAUCAUCAACGGCUGAGAUCGACAGUAGAAGAUGGUGUUAUUAUCAACAAGCUUAUCGAAGCGGGUGUGCGUGGUAGGGGCAGGCCCAUCGGGGCUGGUGGCCGCCAGGGAGCUAAGGAGAGAAGGCCAUAGCACGGUGGUGAUUGAGCAAAAUCACGACGUUGGAGGCCAAUGGCUGUAUGACCCCAAUGUAGAUGGAGUUGAUCCUAUGGGAAAGGACAUUACUGAUGGUUUCUUAGAGGUUCAUUCAAGUAUGUACUCUUCUCUAAGGAUAAUGUCCCCUAGAGAAAUCAUGGGGUACACUGAUUUUCCUUUCUCCACCAAAAAAGGUCGUGACUCUAGGAGAUUUCCUGGUCAUACAGAGGUUUACUUGUAUUUGAGAGACUUUUGUGAGUGGUUUGGGUUGAGGGAUAUGAUAAGGUUCAAUACUCGGGUUGAGUAUGUUGGGAUGCUUGGUAAUUACGAUCAAAACGGUGUCGUUGGGAAAGAUCACUCUAUCAAAUGGGUUGUCAGGAGUAAAGAAAAUUGGCAAAAGAAUAAUAAUAAUAUUAAUAAUAUUUUGGUUGAAGAAAUUUUCGAUGCUGUGAUUGUUGCUAGUGGUCAUUACUCUUUUCCCAAGUUUCCUUCUAUCAAAGGGAUGGAUUCAUGGAAGAGAAAACAAAUGCAUAGCCAUUUCUACAGGGUUCCUGAUCCAUUUCGUAAUGAGGUUGUGGUGAUUGUUGGAAGCUCACUAAGUGGGCAAGAUUUAUCAAUGGAGCUUGUGGAAGUGGCUAAGGAAGUGUAUCUCAGUUCUAGAUCGAUGGACAUAACUGAGGGCUUCUCAAAAGUCAUAGCCAAACAUCAGAACUUGCAUCUUCGUCAACAGAUAGAGUCCAUUGAAGAAGAUGGCAAGGUCUUAUUUGUAGAUGGCUCUUGGGCCAUAGCUGACACAAUCAUAUACUGCACAGGAUAUUCCUACACAUUCCCAUUUCUUGACACCAAAGGAAUAGUUAGUUUGGAUGAUGAGAGAGUGGGUCCUCUUUUUGAGCAUACCUUCCCUCCCUCACUUGCUCCUUCUCUCUCCUUUAUAGGCAUUCCUAAAAAGAUAAUUGGUUUUCCUUUCUUUGAAUCUCAAGCGAAAUGGAUAGCACAACUGUUGUCUGGAAAAAGAAGAUUGCCAUCAUGGGAUGAUAUGAUGCAAUCCAUCGAGGAAUUUUAUCGCUCAAGGGAACUUGCUGGUAUUCCAAAGCCAAAUACUCAUGAUAUUGCAGAUUUUGAGUAUUGUGACAGAUAUGGAGACUAUGUUGGAUUUCCACACUUAGAAGAAUGGAAAAAACAGCUAUGCAUAUCAUCCUUACAAAAUUAUCAAUCCAACUUAGAGACUUACAGGGAUUCAUAUGAUCAAGAUCAAGAGCUGCUUAAGGAGGCUUUUCAAAGUCCACAUUUCACUCAGUUUCUUGCAGAUCACCCUCAACUUCUUGCUCUCUGAAGAUGUUAUAGUGAUUUUUUAUUUGGUUAAUUAUUAUGAAUACUAUUUUUGCUUCAAGAAAACAUUUUCCUACUUUUUGUACCUUUCUCAAGGAAGUUGGAUUUUGGGCUAUGGGUUUGUUAGUAGACUAUAUAUUAGGACCAUUGGCUUAAAUAGAAUAUUGCAGCAAAAGCUAGAAGGCAAUACAUUUAGCAUUUGCUUAUUCUCUUCAAGAACGACGAAGAAAGAAAAAGAAAAAAGGUCCAAGUUUCCUAUAUCUAAAAAGGGCCAAACCUCUAUAUGUUUGUUAUAAGAAAUUAAAAUAAAUCUACUGUGAUGUGUUUGAGAUUUGAUUAAA